CGCGGGGGCGGUGCUUUGUCCGCGGCGGCCAGCAUGGAGGAGCUGAGCAGCGUGGGCGAGCAGGUCUUCGCCGCCGAGUGCAUCCUCAGCAAGCGGCUGCGCAAGGGCAAGCUCGAGUACCUGGUCAAGUGGCGCGGCUGGUCCUCCAAGCACAACAGCUGGGAGCCCGAGGAGAACAUCCUGGACCCGCGGCUCCUCCUGGCCUUCCAGAAGAAGGAGCAGGAGAAGGAGGUGCAAAGCCGGAAGAGGGGCAAGCGGCCCCGGGGCAGACCCCGGAAGCUCACAGCCAUGUCCUGCAGUCGCCACUCCAAGCUCCAGGAGCCCGCCGCCCCCUCCAAGUCCAAGUCCAGCAGCUCGUCCUCCUCGUCCACCUCCUCCUCCUCAUCCUCGGAUGAAGAGGACGAGAGUGACCUGGAAGCCAAGCGGGGCCCGCGGGGCCGCGAGACACACCCAGUGCCCCAGAAGAAGGCCCAGAUCCUCGUGGCCAAGCCGGAGCUCAAGGACCCCAUCCGGAAGAAGCGCGGCCGCAAGCCGCUGCCGCCCGAGCAGAAGGCCGCCCGCAGGCCCGUGAGCCUCGCCAAGGUGCUGAAGACGGCCGCUCGCAAGGACCUGGGCGCCCCCGCCGGCAAGCUGCCCCCGCCCCUCAGCGCCCCCGUGGCCGGCCUGGCGGCCCUCAAGGCACACGCCAAGGAAGCGUGCGGCGGGCCGGGCAGCGUGGCCUCCCCGGAGAGCCUGGCCAGCCUGAUGAAGGGCAUGGCGGGCAGCCCCGGGCGGGGCGGCAUCAGCUGGCAGAGCUCCAUCGUGCAUUACAUGAACCGCAUGAGCCAGAGCCAGGCGGCCAGCAGGCUGGCACUCAAGGCCCAGGCCCCCGGCAAGUGUGGCCUUGGGCUGGACCUCAAGGUAAGGACGCAGAAGGGGGAGCUGGGAGGAAGCCCCCCGGGAAGCAAGGUCCCCAAGGCCCCUGGCGGCAGCGGAGCCGGGGGGCAGGACGGGGGCGGGGCUGCGGGGGCCCCACACAGCCACGCUGGCAGCAAGACAGUGGCCCGCGCCCCGGGCCCCCAGCCCGCCCCCACCCAGGAGCUGAGCCUACAGGUGCUGGACUUACAGAGUGUCCGAAAUGGGGCCCCAGGGGGGCCCCUGGCUGCCCGCCAGGCCCCGUCUGCCAAGGGCGGCCCCGGGGUGCACGCUGCCAGCGGGAAGGGCGCGGGUGGGGGGCCCCCGGCGGGGAGCACGCCCGGCACCCCCACUGACUCCGGCAGGGGCGAGAAGCUGGCCUCCAGGGGGGCGCCUGUGUCUGCCCCCGCGGGCAAGAGGGACAGUGCGCGGGCAGCCCCCGGCCCCGAGGCCCCCAGCGUCCCCGGAGAGGCCCGCAAGGCGGCCGCGCUGUCGGAAGUGAGCUCAGCUGAGUCGUCCAGCAGCUCGGACUCGGACCCAGACCCGGCUUCGCCGCCCGGCGCCGGGCACAACCUGUCAGUGUCGGUGCAGACGAGCCAGGACUGGAAGCCGGCCCGCAGCCUCCUGGAGCACGUGUUCGUCACCGAUGUCACCGCCAACCUCGUCACCGUCACCGUGAAGGAGUCCCCGACCAGCGUGGGCUUCUUCAGCCUGCGGCAUUACUGAGCCCGCCGCGGCCGGUCUGCGCCCCGUGCCUCAGGGAACCGGCCCGGCUCUGGCUGCUCCUAGGCAGGCCGGUGGCGGUGGGGGGCUCACACUGCCCGGGCCUCAGCCUCCUGCUGGGCGCCUCUCCUCCCCGCCCCCACCCUGCCUGCCCAGCCUUAGAGCUGGGGUGCAGGCAGUCUGGGAAGGGGGUUCGCAUCUCGGCCCCCCACCUGUUUGGCCGGGUAGGAGGAGCUGUGUGACCCCUGGGGGUCCAGGCGGUGCCUCGGUGGGCAGAUCCCACCUGCCCUGACAAUCCCCCCACUUCUGGGGGCCCCACAUUUCUGCACGACAGAAUCCGGGGUGCAGUGGCCUCUGAGGCUUUGUGAUGCCAAAAAGGGGGUCGUAGGCUCGUCAGCCAGCAGAGACUGGGCCUGGGCGCCCCCGGCCCCUCACCUUCCACACCAAAAAGGAGCAGACCACAGGCUCUGCCACACAGCCAAAUCCACGCCCGCCCUGGGCCUGCGGAGGCACGCCCUGGGGUGCUGGCGGCUGGGUCCUGCUGCCUCCAUCUGGUGCCUUUGUGUCCCUGGUGGGCUGCUUCCGUCCCAAAGUUCGGGUCUGUGGGCACCUCCCUCCACCAGUGCCACACACUGUGACGUCUUUCUGCGUGCUGUGACCUCCGCAAAUGUUCUCCCUCUGUUGGGGACAACGUGAGCCCUUAAUCAAAGGAGUCCUGGGAGUUGCUGCUAUGGGUGGCCGGGUGUGGACUCUGGUGGCUUCCUUGGGCCACGCUGGUGGGUGCUGAGCGGGCCCUCUCGCUGCCAGAGAGGACCCGCAGAAGGGGCCUGCACCCCCUCCUGGGAGGGCUGGGCCUGUGAAUACAUACAAGCUUUGCGGGUACCAAAAAGAGUGUUCCUCAUUUGAGGCACUCACGGGUUCUGGCCGGACUAGAACGUCAAGUUGCGGAGAGCCAGACCGAGGGCCAGUGCCAUCUCUGGCGUGACCUGUGUCCUUGACUUAAAAAGCCAAAUCGUCCCUGUGGAGCCAGAGCAAUAGUACAGCCAGUGCAGGCGGGGCCAGCUUCCACCCGGACGCCCCACACCACCACCCCCAACCCGUCAGGAGUGGCCCCUGAGCAGUGCCCCAUUUGGCCCAAAAACUGUUCCUGUCCGCCACUCCUGAUGCUUUAAACUAUGCCAGCGUUCUCCAGAGAGGGAGAACAAAGGGGGCUGGUGCCGCCUUCCUCGCCCCCACCACCUCAGGACCAGGAACGACUCCCCAGGAACCCGAGGGUGAGCCGGGGUGCCAGGCCACCCAGAAUCUUCCUCAAGUGCAUCUAAAGAUUUGUGGAUUUUUCUAGUAUUUUUGCAAAACUAAUGCUAGAGCUAGAUUGCAGAUAUUUUUUAGUGGGAUGUUAAUUUAUUUUGCAGGGGAAAGACAUUAGCAAAUGGUCUCAGAAGAUCUUUGUCUCUGUUAACUCAGUAUAUCAAUAA
Sorex araneus (European shrew) is the source of this 3092-nucleotide messenger RNA. It is a transcript of the gene CBX2, whose product is annotated as chromobox 2. Gene Ontology annotation, cellular component: heterochromatin; PRC1 complex. The record is from RefSeq and is a predicted model, not a curated record. Bases 34 to 1620 code for a protein of 528 amino acids. Gene Ontology annotation, biological process: negative regulation of transcription by RNA polymerase II. NCBI's taxonomy places the organism in Eukaryota, Metazoa, Chordata, Mammalia, Eulipotyphla, Soricidae. The transcript is spliced from 5 exons.